Molecule: messenger RNA, 1784 nt
Organism: Felis catus (domestic cat)
Lineage: Eukaryota; Metazoa; Chordata; Mammalia; Carnivora; Felidae
Gene: SLC30A8
Product: solute carrier family 30 member 8
Biological process (GO): response to zinc ion; zinc ion transmembrane transport; insulin secretion
Cellular component (GO): plasma membrane
Molecular function (GO): zinc ion transmembrane transporter activity
Source: RefSeq, marked validated
AACCUUUGAGCUCUUCUACCUCUGAGGAAGCACGAUGGAAUCAGAUAGCAUGGGAAACGUGGGCACACACACACACAAACACACACACACUUCACCUGAUUCUACCUGCCGGUCUCCGUAGGAAAGGAGUUUCUGGGGGAGAGAGAAUGAGACCAGCUGACAGUCCAAGGAGGCCGUAAUUUUAGCAGACCUACCAAGAACAUUGAUGUAGGAGGCUUGUUAUUCUAAAUCCCGGAAGCCUUUUUAUUUUUUCUUUGGAAAGUACGUGAAGGGUUGUAAUGCUGCUUUGCUCCCCAAACUGGACAGCGAGGUAAACAAGAGCAGCCUCAACAACAGCGAGGAGCAGAAGCUCUCAUCCUGACCACCAUGGAGUUUCUUGAAAGAACUUAUCUUGUGAAUGACAAAGCCACUAAGAUGUAUGCCUUCACCCUAGACAGCGUGGAACUCCAGCAGAAAUCCUUGAAUAAAAAUCAAUGUCCUGGAGAGAAGCCAGAGGAGCUGGACUCAGGAGCCAUCUAUCACUGCCACAGCAACUCCAAGGCCACAGAGAACAGAGCAAACGAGCAAGUCUAUGCCAAGUGGAAACUCUGUGCUGCUUCAGGAAUAUGCUUCGUUUUCAUGAUUGCAGAGGCCGUGGGUGGGCACAUUGCUGGGAGUCUUGCUGUCGUCACAGAUGCUGCCCACCUCUUAAUUGACCUGACCAGCUUCCUGCUCAGUCUCUUCUCCUUGUGGUUGUCAUCAAAGCCCCCUUCGAAGCAGCUGACGUUUGGAUGGCACCGGGCAGAGAUCCUUGGUGCCCUGCUGUCCAUCCUGUGCGUCUGGGUGGUGACGGCUGUGUUGGUGUACCUGGCAUGUGAGCGCCUGCUGUACCCUGAUUACCAGAUCCAGGCGACUGUGAUGAUCAUCAUUUCAGGCUGUGCGGUGGCAGCCAAUAUUAUACUAAGUGUGAUUCUGCACCAGAGACAUGCUGGACACAAUCACAAGGAAGUGCAAGCCAAUGCCAGUGUCAGAGCAGCCUUUGUGCAUGCCCUCGGAGAUCUAUUUCAGAGCAUCAGUGUGUUAACCAGUGCACUUAUUAUCUACUUUAAGCCAGACUAUAAAAUGGCUGACCCAAUCUGCACAUUCGUCUUUUCCAUCCUGGUUUUGGCCAGCACCAUCACCGUCUUAAAGGACUUCUCCAUCUUACUCAUGGAAGGUGUGCCAAAGAACCUGAACUACGAUGAUGUGAAAGAGCUCAUCUUAGCGGUGGAUGGAGUGGUGUCUGUGCACAGCUUGCACAUCUGGUCUCUAGCAAUGAACCAAGUGAUUCUCUCGGCUCAUGUUGCUGCAGCAGCCAGCCGUGACAGCCAGGUUGUUCGAAGAGCUAUUGUAAAAGUCCUCAACGAUAGCUUUACUGUGCACUCACUCACCAUUCAGAUGGAAUCUCCAGCUGACCAGGACCCUGACUGUUUUUUCUGUGAAGAACCGCGGGACUAGUUCAGUCACAAUGUCAACUUCCAGAGUUCAAUGGCCCACUAUACACUGCUCUGCAGUUUCUAGAAUAUAAGAAAUAAAGAACCAAAGGAAGAAGUUUGAGAAAUUUGUGAUACAGUACAGUGCACAUUUUAUCCACCAAGAAUGAAGAUGCAUAUAGAUUCAUUAAUCAAUUGGAUUAUCAACUCAUCAGUAGCUGUGUUCAAUUACAGGAAUGUGUGUAUGGACUAUUCCUGACUGGGGCUGAAGUAACAGCUGUUUGUAACCACAGGCAAUAAAAAGUUCAUCUCCCUUCAGUGAUGUAUCCUGAG